Puntigrus tetrazona (Sumatra barb) is the source of this 1715-nucleotide messenger RNA. RefSeq names its product ankyrin repeat and SOCS box containing 11 (gene asb11). The transcript is spliced from 7 exons. Gene Ontology annotation, biological process: intracellular signal transduction; positive regulation of protein catabolic process; protein ubiquitination. Gene Ontology annotation, molecular function: protein binding. NCBI's taxonomy places the organism in Eukaryota, Metazoa, Chordata, Actinopteri, Cypriniformes, Cyprinidae. The coding region runs from base 229 to 1110 and encodes 293 amino acids. The record is from RefSeq and is a predicted model, not a curated record.
UGUAUGUAUGUUUUUGACUCGUUUUUUAGGUUGUGGGGGGUGCUCACCUCACAUUUGAGAGGAUGGGGGUGCAAACACUGAUAACGGUGGGAGGUGCAUUCUUGCCAAGGGGGGUUCUUGUUUCUCUGAAGGCCAUAUAAACUCCUCUGAAGAGUUUCUCUGCGCUCCAUUAUCUCAACUGUUGUCUUCCUGCGAGGUCUCUGAGUUGGCUUUUUGUGGAAUUUAAAGAUGGCUGUGGUUCAUGCUGAAGUGAGCGUUUGGAGUAAGCUAUGGGAUCACAGGUUUCAGCUAUAUGGAGGACAUGUGUGUAAUACGCUAAUGGCAGGUUCUUGGGAUGACAGAACACCUCUACAUGAUGCUGCUUUGCAAGGAAGAUUGCUGCCACUGCGAAGACUGCUUUCACAGGGGUACAAUGUGGGAAUGGCUACAUUAGAUGGAAUCACACCAUUGCAUGAAGCAUGCGUUGGAGGCCAUUUCACCUGCGCUAAACUUCUCCUGGAACACGGUGCUGAUGCCAAUGCUGUCUCUUUUGAUGGAGCCACUCCUCUCUUCAGUGCAUGCUGUAGUGGAAACCCUGCCCUCGUCAGCCUCAUUCUUCUCUACAGCUCCGUCCAGCAUCCAGCUCAUCUGCAGAGCUCACCUCUCCACGAAGCAGCAAAGAGAGGUCACACAGCAUGUGUUGAAGUGCUGCUGUCUCAUGGUGUGAAUGUGGACACGGAGGUUCCCAGCAUAGGAACGGCUCUGUACUGUGCAUGCGAGUCCAAGGCAACAGAAUGUGUACAGAGCCUGCUGAUCUCAGGUGCUGAUGUGCAGUGUGGACGGGGUCUUGACACACCUUUACAUGCUGCAACCAGGGUGGGCGGGGCAAAAGAGGUGGAGCUACUGCUAGAGCACGGGGCUGAUCGGACCUCAAGGAACUCUGAAGGAAAGAAAGCUCUGGAGCUGACAGCAGAUCAGAGCAUCAAGCAUCUCUUGCAGACUACAGGUCCGUGCUCCCUGACUCAGCUGUGCAGAUGGUGUAUUCGACGUUCCCUGGGACAAAAAGGACUGAACAAAACCAAGAAGCUUUGUUUACCACAUAUCCUGAACAAUUAUCUCCUCUAUCAUUAAAACACACGUAAACAUUCCCUGUCUAGAGCACAGACAUGGUUCACAUAGUAAUCUUCUUCUUUUUGAAUAACAUUUUGUACACAUUUUUUAUCUGUAAAUAAUCUCUUUUUUAUUGUGAAAGUGUAUCUUUUUUGUUUUGUAAUAAAUAUUUUUAUACAUUGUAUACAAAAAUGCUAUUAAUCUGUUGAAAUGAAUGUGUGACUAUAUACAAACACACACAUAUGAUGAGUUUCCAUAUCUAAUGUACCAUAGUUGUACAUUAUUAUAACACACAAACUGUAUUUUCUAUUCCCUUACUCUAAACCUACCUUCCCAUAAUAAAAACUCAAUUUUCUCCCCACAAGGUAAAAAUUGACUGAUAUUACUGUAAUUGUGGGGGUCGCACACACAUGUCUGCAUGCUCACAUGAACACUCACUAUGCCUACUAAUUCACACAGAGUGAAAACCUGACUAAAUUGAUUAUUACAUGUGUUUUUAAAUGUCGAGUAUUGCCUGAACGAACCAGCAGGUGGCAUCUUUAGUAUAGAUUAUUCUAAAUCACAGCCCCUAUGAAUGGCUUUCCACAAAAUAUUAUUCCUAUUUUCAGUUUGCAUGUGUUUAGUUC